Messenger RNA from Symbiodinium pilosum, 426 nucleotides. The record is from the annotation of a GenBank genome assembly. NCBI's taxonomy places the organism in Eukaryota, Dinophyceae, Suessiales, Symbiodiniaceae.
AUGCAUGACAACAUCUACGCCAAUCCUGAGCAGUAUGCUGGCCUUCAUGCAGGAGCUUCCAGUUUCCAGGAGUUCCAGCAGUUCGUGCACGAAGUCGACAGUGUCACCUGCCCCAAGCCCUGUGGCGUCAAGUACGAACACUUCGAGACGCCAAAGGUUCUGGAUCCUGCUUAUCAGACGAUGAAAGGUGUGUCCUAUGGCCCCGCGCCAGUGAAAAAAGCCGGAUCGCCGAUCAACGGCGACGACUACAUGGCUGACAUAACUGGAGCCAUGUGGGCAGACUGGGGCCGCGGAGAUCUGCAGCUGGUCAAGGAGCUUGGAGGCAACACCAUUCGAAUGUAUGGCAAUGAUGCGAACACAAGCCACCGAGCCUUCCUGGACCUCGCCUAUGAAAAGGGCAUCGACGUCGUCGCAGGUGUGAUUUAG